AUGUAUUUUCCUAAAGUCAAUUUAGAUAUAGAGUUAAAAGCUUAUAUUGAUGGAUCAAUUACAACUGUCAAUUUAAAAGAUUAUCUCGGUAAGAAUAUUAUACUUUUAUUUUAUCCAAAUGAUUUUACUUUUGUGUGUCCAACUGAAUUAAACGUUGUCAGUGAUAGGAAGGAAGAGUUUAUUAAACGCAAUGUUGUUGUGUUUACAAUUUCUAAAGAUUCCGCAUACAAUCAUCAAGCAUGGGCUAAACUCCCAAGACAGGACGGUGGCGUAGAAGGAAUACAAUGGCCAAUGUUGGCAGAUAAGAAUGCUCGUUUAAGUCGACAGUUUGGUUUGUAUGAUGAUGAGGAAGAUAUCACCAAAAGGGCUACUGUAAUGAUUGAUGUUUCUGGAAAUGUGUUUAAUAUUUCUAUCUAUCAUGAAAAAAUAGGAAGAAAUGUUGAUGAAAUUUUGAGGUUAUUGGACGCAAUGGAUCAUGUGUCUAAACAUGGCGAUAUAUGUCCGAUGGAUUGGUCUAAUAAAGAAAAAAAAUAA
Molecule: messenger RNA, 534 nt
Organism: Vairimorpha ceranae
Lineage: Eukaryota; Fungi; Microsporidia; Nosematidae
Product: thioredoxin peroxidase
Exons: 1
Coding region: 1-534 (177 amino acids)
Biological process (GO): cell redox homeostasis; hydrogen peroxide catabolic process; response to oxidative stress
Cellular component (GO): cytosol
Molecular function (GO): thioredoxin peroxidase activity
Source: RefSeq, a predicted model, not a curated record